Molecule: messenger RNA, 1833 nt
Organism: Saimiri boliviensis boliviensis (Bolivian squirrel monkey)
Lineage: Eukaryota; Metazoa; Chordata; Mammalia; Primates; Cebidae
Source: RefSeq, a predicted model, not a curated record
GGCUGAACAGCGCCAGGUGCCGGACUCCUCUCGCUCCCGGAAGAGGAGCUAUGAACCCGUAAAGGCUCGCUGUGAGACAGCCGCGGUGGCGGAUACCGCCGAAGCGAAGAGCACCGAGGCCCCUGCGUUCGGGUGGUGCACCAUGGACGAAGCUGGCAGCUCUGCGAGCGGCGGGGGCUUCCGCCCGGGCGUGGACAGCCUGGACGAACCGCCCAACAGCCGCAUCUUCCUCGUGAUCAGCAAGUACACGCCCGAGUCGGUGCUGAGGGAGCGCUUCUCGCCUUUUGGCGACAUCCAGGACAUCUGGGUGGUGCGGGACAAGCACACCAAAGAGUCCAAGGGCAUUGCCUUCGUUAAGUUCGCCCGCAGCUCGCAGGCCUGCAGGGCCAUGGAGGAGAUGCAUGGCCAGUGCCUCGGCCCCAACGACACCAAGCCCAUCAAGGUUUUCAUUGCUCAGUCCCGAUCAUCUGGAAGUCACCGAGAUGUUGAAGACGAAGAACUUACAAGAAUCUUUGUUAUGAUACCAAAGUCCUACACAGAAGAAGAUCUGCGAGAAAAAUUUAAGGUGUAUGGAGAUAUCGAGUAUUGCAGCAUUAUUAAGAAUAAAGUCACUGGAGAAAGUAAAGGUUUGGGCUACGUACGAUACUUAAAACCAUCACAAGCUGCCCAAGCAAUAGAAAACUGUGAUCGAAGUUUUAGAGCAAUCUUGGCUGAACCUAAAAAUAAAGCAUCUGAAUCCUCUGAACAAGAUUAUUAUAGUAAUAUGAGGCAAGAGGCUUUGGGACAUGAACCUAGAGUAAAUAUGUUUCCAUUUGAACAACAAUCUGAAUUUUCAAGUUUUGACAAGAAUGACAGCCGAGGCCAGGAAGCAAUCUCCAAACGCUUGUCAGUUGUAUCAAGAGUUCCUUUCACUGAAGAACAGCUUUUCAGCAUUUUUGAUAUAGUACCAGGAUUGGAAUAUUGUGAAGUUCAACGAGAUCCUUAUUCAAAUUAUGGUCAUGGAGUGGUUCAGUAUUUUAAUGUAGCGUCAGCUAUUUAUGCAAAAUACAAAUUACAUGGAUUUCAGUACCCUCCUGGGAAUCGAAUAGGUGUUUCCUUCAUUGAUGAUGGAAGUAAUGCAACAGAUCUCCUUAGAAAAAUGGCAACACAGAUGGUAGCUGCACAGCUUGCAUCAGUGGUGUGGAAUAACCCAAGUCAGCAACAAUUUAUGCAAUUUGGAGGAAGCUCUGGAUCACAGUUGCCUCAAAUCCAGACAGAUGUUGUACUUCCAUCAUGCAAAAAAAAGGCCCCUCCUGAAACUCCUGUGAAAGAAAGACUUUUUAUUGUGUUUAAUCCUCAUCCUUUGCCUUUAGACGUAUUAGAAGAUAUAUUCUGCCGCUUUGGUAACCUGAUCGAAGUUUACCUUGUGUCAGGAAAAAAUGUGGGCUAUGCCAAGUAUGCCGAUAGAAUAAGCGCGAAUGAUGCCAUUGCCACUCUACAUGGAAAGAUUCUGAACGGGGUGAGACUUAAAGUUAUGCUGGCAGAUUCGCCAAGAGAAGAAUCUAACAAACGGCAAAGAACUUACUGAUUCUUGAGAACAAAGACUAAAUAAUGACAUAAUCCUCAGCUGACUGACUGAAAAUGUGACUGGACGCAUUCCCUGUGGACAGUUGACAGCUUUUUUUUUUCAUAUACCUGAUAGUCUGUGUACAGCAUUGUUUUGUCCGGGAAGUAGGGAUUGCUGACAUGUAUUUUUGAAUCCAUACAUUAAUGCUAAAAUGAAUAUAGUAGUUGUUCCUUAGAGCAAUAUGUUGUUACGUGUAGCAGAAAUAAAGUUUUCUUUGCCUAACUAAA